UUUUUUUGUGACAAGCAAGCAGGAUUUUUGAGCAUUCAAAUCGAUUUUUCGAUCCCUUUGCCCUAGCUUGCCUUGGACAGUUUGGUUAGUUCAAAGAAGAUGUUUGCUGCGAGACGUUUGUCUGGAGUGCUCCGCGGCAAUGCCGUGCGAUGCCUCAGCAUCCAGGGCCAGAAAAAUGUACCUCGUCUCGUUUCAUCAGCCCAGGCUCGAUGUGUCUCGACCGCACUCACUGGGGAUCGAUCUUUUCGAUUUCCUUUUUCACAGUCAAGGCUGAUGGGAACAUCUUCUCUUCCAGACCAUGAGAUCAUCAAGCUGCCUGCCUUGUCCCCGACCAUGGAAAUGGGAACUAUCGUUGGAUGGGAGAAAAAGGAGGGCGAAGAGAUUGAGGAGGGUGAUGUGCUUGCUCGCAUUGAAACGGACAAGGCUGUAAUGGAGUGGGAAGCAUCUGCACCUGGCUUUGUCGCGAAAAUUUUCAUCCCGGAGGGCAGCAAGGAUGUUAAGCUUGGUACACCAUUGUGCGUCAUCGUAUCUGAUGAGUCCGAUGUUGCUGCAUUUAAGGACUAUGCACCCCCAGCAGGUGGUGACAGUGGAGCUGCUGCCCAGGCUGCCGCACCAACUGCAGCAGCACCAACUCCCGCUACUCCAGCAGCGACAAGCACUGCUGCUCCUCCGCAGGCUGCUCCAGUGGCACCUCCAGCCGGUAGCCCGUCGCGUAUCUUCGCUAGUCCAUUGGCCAGAAUGACCGCUGCACAGCAGAAUGUCGACCUGUCCGCUGUUGCAGGCUCUGGUCCAGGUGGACGCAUUCGUCAGGCGGAUGUUUCUACCGCGGCGCAAUCAGCUGUUACUACACCUGCGCCUGCAGCACGGGCUGGCGAUCGCUAUGCUGACUUGCCGUUGAGUAACAUCCGCAAAGUCAUUGCCCGCCGCCUCACCGAGUCCAAGCAAAGUAUCCCGCACUAUUAUUUAUCCGUGGACGCGCACAUGGACAACGUCCUCGACAUUCGUGCUGACCUCAAUAAGUCCCUUGACGGCCAGGCAAAGCUCUCUGUCAAUGACUUUGUAAUCAAGGCUGCUGCCCUGGCGUGCAUGAAGGUACCGGAAGUCAACUCGUCAUGGCAGGAUACGUUCAUUCGUCAGUACAACAAUGUGGAUGUUAGCGUGGCUGUGGCUACUCCCACCGGCCUCAUCACGCCCAUUGUGUUUGAUGCCGACCGCAAGGGCCUGCUCUCGAUCAACCAGGACGUGAUGCGCCUGGCCGAGAAAGCCAAGAGCAACGCCCUCAAGCCGGAGGAGUUCCAGGGCGGCACGUUCACCAUCUCCAACCUGGGUAUGUUCGGCGUCAAGAACUUCACGGCCAUCAUCAACCCGCCGCAGUCCUGCAUCCUGGCCGUCGGCGGCACGGAGAGGCGUCUGGUGCCGGACGAGAGCAGCGAGCAAGGCUACCGCACGGCCCAGGUGAUGUCGGUCACACUCAGCUGCGACCAUCGCGUCGUGGACGGUGCAGUCGGUGCCCAGUGGCUGGCCGCCUUCCGCAAGAACCUAGAACAGCCCAUGUCAAUGAUGCUAUAGAUAGAGUACAUCGAGAACAAAAUUUCAGAACUCUAAAUACUUAAUGCAGGUGCUAGCCUGACUUUGUUUAUUUUUAAUUGAUAAAAACUUUUAGAUGUUGGCUCGUUUUAUUCUGAAUUAGUCCUGUGACUGUGUACACCUGUUCUGUACUUCAUGAUUGUAUUUUUCGCCCAUGACAUCCACUUGCUGCGUGUGGCCAGUGUCAACGCAGCUCCGAUA
Molecule: messenger RNA, 1788 nt
Organism: Sycon ciliatum
Lineage: Eukaryota; Metazoa; Porifera; Calcarea; Leucosolenida; Sycettidae
Product: dihydrolipoyllysine-residue acetyltransferase component of pyruvate dehydrogenase complex-like
Exons: 1
Coding region: 100-1569 (489 amino acids)
Biological process (GO): pyruvate decarboxylation to acetyl-CoA
Molecular function (GO): dihydrolipoyllysine-residue acetyltransferase activity
Source: RefSeq, a predicted model, not a curated record